AUGGAGACCUCAAUCUCCUAUCUCGCCCAGGACCCUAUUUUUGACAUCGAGAAGCCAUUUGAUACCCACGUAACUGUGACUGUGUAUCCCGUCACCGACCCUGACAAAUGGGAUCUGGAGAAGCACGGGUUCUGCUUCGUCCGCGCCAGAACAAACUUGAAGGCGGAGGAUGCGUUCACCAGGAAGAGGGAGGCGCAGAAGGAUUAUUGGUACGAGAUUGAGGCCGUGUUGCACGAGAGGUUCCCGCAGUAUUCGAGGAUCGAGUGUUACGAUUGUACGGUUCGAAAGAGAGACCCCGACUUUCCUGCCAACAUCAGGAUCUAUACCAACGUCGAGCAGCCGGCGCCCCGACCACAUAGCGACUGCACCCCAAGGGGCGCGCAUCUGAACCUGAAGCGCGCAUUCCCAAACCAGGAGAGAUAUUGGGAGGGCAAGGAUUUUGACAUUUUGAAGUAUGCACUAACUGCCCGGCCUGUGAACGGCGUCUGGAGACCCCUUCGAGGCCCAAACAACGACUGGCCCUUGGCAAUGUGCGACUUUACAACCAUCGACCCUUCAGCCGACGUUCGCGUCAACGAUGCCAUCAGACGAGAUCGGGUGGACGAGAAUGCAAUUCUUCAUUUCAACGAGAAACACAAAUGGUAUAUCAUGAAGGACCAGUCGGAGGACGACUUGAUCGUCUUCCGAAAUGCUGAUUCUCUGGGAAAACGUGCUCAGGGCUUCCACUGUUCGGUCUUCAAUCCAGAGGCGGGCGGCCAGUUGCGGGAGAGUGUCGAGGUGAGGUGCGUUGCGUUUCGUUGA
Molecule: messenger RNA, 801 nt
Organism: Hirsutella rhossiliensis
Lineage: Eukaryota; Fungi; Ascomycota; Sordariomycetes; Hypocreales; Ophiocordycipitaceae
Exons: 5
Coding region: 1-801 (266 amino acids)
Molecular function (GO): oxidoreductase activity
Source: RefSeq, a predicted model, not a curated record